Trichoderma asperellum CBS 433.97 is the source of this 1044-nucleotide messenger RNA. RefSeq lists its product as uncharacterized. Gene Ontology annotation, cellular component: nucleus. NCBI's taxonomy places the organism in Eukaryota, Fungi, Ascomycota, Sordariomycetes, Hypocreales, Hypocreaceae. The record is from RefSeq and is a predicted model, not a curated record.
AUGUCAGCCUUGAGGCAGAUCUUAGUCAUUGGUGGAACGGGUGCCCAGGGCAUUCCAGUUAUUAAAGCGCUUUCCGAAAGUAAACGUUACUGUGUAAGGGUACUGACUCGAGACUCUAAGUCGCGACGAAGCCUGGAACUAGCCGCUUUGCCCAAUGUUACCCUCCUCGAAGGUAGCCAAGACAACUUGGAGGAUCUCCGAAGAGCGUUCGAAGGAGUUUAUGGAGCUUGGGUUAACCUAGACGGGUUCACUCUUGGCGAGAAGAACGAGGGCUUUUACGGCGUCAGGGCUUAUGAGAUAGCUAGACACCAAGGGGUAAAGCAUUACAUUUGGGCCAAUUCAGAUUAUGCACUUCGCAAAUCGGGUUGGGAUGAGAAAUAUCACUGGGGUCAUAACGAUGCCAAAGGUCGCAUCGGUGACUUCAUACUCAGCCAUGGCCAAGAAAGCAUGAAGACGACACUUUUUACCACCGGGCCAUACAUGAAUAUGCUCUUCGACGGCAUGUAUGUGCCAAAGGAGCAAGACGACGGAUCGUUUGUUUGGGCUAAUCCUGCCAGUGAUGGCAAGAUACCACUGAUAGCUCUUGAAGAUGUGGGCGUCUAUAACCUAUGGAUCUUCGACAACCCACACGAAUCAGCUGGGCUUGAUCUAGAGGUCGCCACUGACCAAGUUAGUAUGACCGACAUCGCGAAUACAUUUACCAAGGUCACUGGAAAGAAAGGAGUUCACAAAAAAAUAUCACUCGAUGAAUAUUUGGAUCUUGCCGAACCUUACCCCAAUGCAUAUACUAAUUGGGCAGCGGGCCCCGAUGCCAUUCGAGACAAGGAUAUAAUGACUUGGAGAGAGAAUUUUACCGCUUGGUGGCGGUACUGGAGCGAGGGUAAGGGUGCGACCAGAGACAUGACAUUAUUGGAUAAAAUUCAUCCUCAGAGAAUUAAAAGUUUAGAAGAAUGGAUGCGAACCGUGAACUAUGAUGGAAGACAACGAGAGGUAAUGAAAGGACUUGAAGACUUGAGAGCUAAGAAAUCGGCGAUUGACCCCUAA